UGCUUCAUAUCCAUAGUUCCUAUUGACGGUUCUUGUUGUCAUGAUUUUGUCUGUUUUGUUUUUGUUUUCCAUGAUAAAUGACCUACUCUUGCAUCCGCCUCCACUGCCAAAUCCUGACACUGUCAUGUGGGUGUUGACUGAAAUGUUCACUAACUGGUACUAAGUACAAGAACAACGUUGAGAACGGGGCAUAGCGACCUCAACAGCACACUUCACACAACAGGAAAACAUCCAACGGGACUCUGUGAUCAAUGCCAUGAGGAUGAGACUGUCGAACAUAUUUUUAUGUCAUGUGGAAAAUUCACUCAUGGAAGGCAGGAAGUGAUGACUCAGUUACGGGAAAUAGGAAGGGUAGAGGGCAAUAUUAAAGGUAUAUUAGAAUGUGCAGAUAGCAAGCAAUGGAGGACAUGUUUGUUUAAUUUCUUAAGAAAGACUGGACUGGAAAGACGACUCUAAAAUAAAAGGACUAUAAUACGGGACAGAAGGUGGCAGUAAUGCAACAAUUUGGAUGCCAGCUGCCGUAAAACCCCAAAGAAGAAGAAGUAGAAUUCAUAACCCCUCUGCAUUUGAGCUCCUCCUCCUCCUUCUCCUCCUCCUCUCUCUCUUUCUCAAUCUCUCUCGCUCUCAAUCUCUCUCUCUCUCUCGCUCUCAAUCUCUCUCUCUCUCUAUCUCUCUCCCUCUCACACACGCGCACAGACACGCAGAACCAGGAAGUAACUCCUCAUUUCAGAAAAAACAAAACGGAUCUCUCUCGUUCACAGUGUGUGGGUGCAGGAAAAUGGCCGAGGCCAGUAUUUCAGCAGAUCAGGACCAGUUCAGCUGUCCAGUGUGUCUGGAUCUCCUGAAGGAUCCGGUGACGAUCCCCUGUGGUCACAGUUUCUGUAAGGUGUGUAUUAAUAUCUCCUGGGAUCAGGAGGAUCAGAAGGGCGUCUACAGCUGUCCUCAGUGCAGAGACACUUUCACUCCGAGGCCUGUUCUACGCAGAAACAACAUGCUGGCUGAAGUGGUGGAGAAACUGAAGAAGACUGAAGUCCAAGCUGCUUCUCCUGCUCACUGUUACGCUGGACCUGGAGAUGUGGAGUGUGAUUUCUGCACCCAGAUGAAACAUAAAGCCGUCAAGUCCUGUCUGAUGUGUCUGGCUUCUUACUGUGAAAUUCAUCUGAAACCUCAUCUAGAAAUUCCUGCUUUGAAAAAACACACAUUAAUCAAAGCUUCUGCAAAGCUACAAGAGAAGAUCUGCUCUGAACAUAAUAAGCCAAUCGAGAUCUACUGUCGUAGCGAUCAGACCUACAUCUGUUACUUGUGUACGAUGGAUAAUCACAAAGGACACGACACCGUCACAGUCACAGCAGAAAGAGCCGAGAAACAGAGUGAGUUAAAGAAGGAGCGGAGGAAAUCCCAGCAGAGAAUCCAGGAGAAGCAGAAGAAGGUGCAGGAGCUGAAACAGACUGUGAACACUAUAAAGCUCAGUGCACAGACAGCAGUGGAGGACAGUGAGAGGAUCUUUACUGAGAUGAUCAGCUCCAUGGAGAAAAGGUGCUCGGAGGUGACGGAGCUGAUCAGAGCUCAGGAGAAGGCUGAACUGAGUCGAGCUGAACGACUCCUGGAGCAACUGGAGCAGGAGAUCGCUGAUCUUCAGAGGAGAGUCACUGAGCUGGAGCAGUUUUCACACACACACGAUCACAUCCAUUUCCUCCAGGCUUUAGCUUCUCGACAUCGGUCUCCUCCAUUAGACAGAGCAGAGUUUCAGACAUCCAGCAUCACUGACCGUCAACAUCUCUCAUUUGAUGGAGUGAGGAAUUCUCUCUCGGACCUGAAGGAGAGACUCGAGGAAUUCUGUGAGGAGGAAUUCAGCAAAAUCCUUCCACAUGCUGCAGCAGUUCAGAUCAUUUCACCAUCAGAGCCACAGACCAGAGAAGAUUUCCUGAAAUAUUUCUGUUAUCAGACUCUGGAUCCCAACACGGCACAUCGUUACCUCCUUCUGUCUGAGAAGAACAGAGCAGUGAGGUACAGUGAGAGACAGCAGCAGUACUCUGAUCAUCCAGAGAGAUUUGACUCUAUCUGGCAGGUGUUGAGUAAGGAGAGUGUGUGUGGACGCUGUUACUGGGAGGUGGAGUGGAGCGGUGAUGGUGUGUCCAUAUCAGUCUCAUAUAAAGACCUCAACAGGAAAGGACUGGGUAAUGAAUGUGAGUUUGGAGGCAACAAUCAGUCCUGGAGUCUGUGGUGUUCUUCUUCUUCUCUCAUCUUCUAUCACAACAACAUUGAGACUUAUCUCACGGUUCCAUCGUCCUCCAGAAUAGGAGUGUAUGUGGAUCACAGUGCAGGAACUCUGUCCUUCUACAGCGUCUCUGACACGAUGAAGUUCCUCCACAGAGUCCACACCACAUUCACUCAGCCUCUAUACGCCGGGAUUGGGUUCCACUGGUUGUUUGGUUCUACAUCUGUGAGAUUGUGUGAUCCAGAAUGAAGUGUGUAGUGUUUUAUGUAAAAUUCCUGUACAUUUAUUAAUUAAAACAGAGGAGUAAUUUUACAAUAAUAAAAAAGGAAAUGUUCAAAAUGAACUCUCGGAUAAGAAACUAGUAGAAUUGAAAAAGAAAAUGAUCAGAUGAUAUCUCAUGACCUUAGCGUUAUAAAGUUCUAUCUGUUUGUUUCAUAUUCAGCAACCUCUCAUUAAAUAACUAAUAAACAGUAAUAAAGCCAGUACAGAGCAACAUUUUAAACCUGUUAACGUCACACUAUAUAAAAAUAAAAUCUAAACUUUUGAAGGAAUUAGAUUGUUCUGCUUGUGUUCUAAGAUGUAAAAUACACGUUCACGUUUUAAAAUCUGAAGUUUUGUCAAGUUUAUCUGUGAGUUUUGAAUUCUUUAUUAAAAUAUUACAAUCAAAGCUUUGCAGAGUAAAAGAUAACAGCACAGGAGAAUAAAGUUUCCCCCAGUGAUGAAGUUUAUGUGGUUCACUCAUCUUCAACCAAAAUGCAAAAACAGGAGCUUUUAAUACUGAGGUCAGGAUUUAUCAGCAAGCCGCUGUAUUGAUACAUAAGGGUUUUAAAAAAAAAUCAAAAUCACUUUGACUGUAUAUUUUUAGAUUCUUUAAUCAGUGGGAAAUAACUACAGUGUCUUAAAUAUGAUGUGUUUUUUUUUCCAAAAAAAAAAAUCUUUUAAUGUUCUAAUAUAUUGUCUAUGUGGAUAAUGAUGAUAAAUAUGUCUCUGUUAACUGUACCUGUCUGUGGUCUGACUCCUGAUUUAGAUUCUCAAUAAAAUAAAGCGCUCAAAUCCAUUACAGUUCU
Messenger RNA from Ictalurus furcatus (blue catfish), 3285 nucleotides. Its product is annotated as tripartite motif-containing protein 16. Gene Ontology annotation, molecular function: protein binding; zinc ion binding. Lineage: Eukaryota; Metazoa; Chordata; Actinopteri; Siluriformes; Ictaluridae. The transcript has 6 exons. Bases 509 to 2467 code for a protein of 652 amino acids. The record is from RefSeq and is a predicted model, not a curated record.